AUGACAAUUCGUCAGAACGAUGCCGGCCCUGGUAAACCUGUUUCGAAUGAAGAAUCGGAGCCGCUUGCGCCAGUUAAAUGUAGCGAAAGGUUUCUACAUGGCAAACUUAUUCAGGACUUGCCACAUAAAUGCUCGCAGCCCUAUACUAUAAACCCCUCCGGCAGAAGAAUCUAUAAAACGCAGAUUGAAUGCGCUUUUCCCGAAUGUAAAGCGAUCUUUAAGAAAGCAAGACAGUUCGACCGCCACUACCGCACAGUGCAUAUCCGUGCGGCAGACCAGAAGCUUGACUGUACCAUUGAGGGAUGUCGUCGUACUGGCGAGGAAGGGUUUAGUCGGAAAGAUAACCUCAUUCAGCACAUGAGGAGUGUUCAUGGCGAAGAAAUCCCAAAGAACCUGGUAAGGUUUAAUGGGACGAGGGCAGGAAUAAUGUGGGGCGGUUGGGUCGAUGAAUCGCAACCAAGGUAUCUGGUGAAGGGAACCUCUGGAUCGAUAGGACUAGGAGUAGCCGGUUAG
Messenger RNA from Morchella sextelata, 513 nucleotides. RefSeq lists its product as uncharacterized. Gene Ontology annotation, biological process: regulation of transcription by RNA polymerase II. Gene Ontology annotation, cellular component: nucleus. Bases 1 to 513 code for a protein of 170 amino acids. The transcript is spliced from 2 exons. Lineage: Eukaryota; Fungi; Ascomycota; Pezizomycetes; Pezizales; Morchellaceae. The record is from RefSeq and is a predicted model, not a curated record.